CACAUAAUUUAUUUAUUUACAGCAUAUUAAAAAUAUGACUGCUACACUCUGCCGUUAGCUUCCGUUGAGUAUCCAUAUCGCGUCCUUACAGGACUGACCUCAUGAAAGCAAUAACCGGAAGUAGUUUUAAAAAGUGUUUUCUGUGCAGAACCGGGGAGGCAAGACAGUACAAAGGAUGAGACUUCCUCUUCGCUCUUUUAGCAUCUUCAGGAGUUUAUUCUCUCACAGGAAACAAACAUCACACCCUCAGAGGCGAGGCUUGAGCGGCGUAGGGAUGCGUCUAGUGCAGUUUCAUCGCCAUGGUGAGGAGGGAAGCAUCAGAGUGGGGGUGGAGCAGGGGGACGGGGGGCUCGGCGUGGUGGACCUGAAGGCCUUUGACCCCUCCAUGCCCUCCACCAUGAGAGAGCUGCUGGGGCUGGGAGACGAGGGUCUGCAGUGUGCACAGAGAGCCUUGUCCUCAGGUCAGUGUGUGUUGCAGCGGUCAGACAUCCGGCUGUUGUCUCCUGUGUUGGCCCCGGAGAAGGUGGUGUGUGUGGGCAUGAACUACCGGGACCACUGCCUGGAGCAGGACGCCCCCAUCCCCAAAGAACCAAUCAUCUUCAGCAAAUUUCCCAGCGCCAUCACCGGGCCGUACGACGACAUCAUCCUGCCCCCGGAGAGCCAGGAGGUGGACUGGGAGGUGGAGCUGGCCUUUGUGAUUGGACGAAGAGGAAAACACAUCAAGGAGGAAGACGCUCUCUCUUACGUGGCCGGCUUCACGGUGGCCAACGACGUCAGCGCACGAGACUGGCAGAUGAAGCGCAACGGGAAGCAGUGGCUGCUAGGAAAAACGUUUGACAGCUUCUGUCCUCUUGGCCCGGCAUUGGUGACCACUGACGCUGUGAAAGACCCCCACAGUCUGGGGGUGCGCUGCCUGGUGAACGGAGACACGGUGCAGAGCAGCAACACGGAUCAGAUGAUCUUCAGGACGGAGGCGCUGGUCGCCUGGGUCUCAAAAUUUGUGACCUUGACUCCAGGUGAUGUUUUCCUGACCGGCACUCCUCCAGGCGUGGGUGUGUUCAGAAAGCCACCCAUCUUUCUCAAGAAAGGAGACGUGGUGGAGUGCCAGAUAGACCAAUUGGGCUCGGUUAUCAACAAAGUCGUCUGAAUCCGGAGACAAUCUGCUGCUAAAUAAAUAAACUGCUCUUCUGAAGCACUGAACACAAUUAAUUACUAUUCGAUCGUUUUUGUAUUGAUAUUUUCUUCCUUCUGAAAGAAUGUGAGUAAAUCAGCUGUACAUGCGUUUAAAAUGUACAUUUUCUGAUCAAUGUUAAUGGUAUUUUGCUGUGAGGUAAAGAGCACAGCAUUUGUACUACAUGUAAAGUUACAUAACUCAAUGCGCAGUGACCCGUUAUCGAGUCACUAGCUGUAAAAAUACCCUUCGAUCUGCAGUCACCCAGCAGAAACUGAAGCUCAUGACGUUUAAAAAUAUGUACAUUUCAAUAUUCUUUUUGAACUGUAUGUAAAACUUUUCAAACAGCCACCUUCUGAUAAAAAGUGAGCAUAUUUUCCUGAAAGGGAAUUUAAUCAAAUAAACAUUUUGUCUUCAAA
Molecule: messenger RNA, 1590 nt
Organism: Gymnodraco acuticeps
Lineage: Eukaryota; Metazoa; Chordata; Actinopteri; Perciformes; Bathydraconidae
Gene: fahd2a
Product: fumarylacetoacetate hydrolase domain containing 2A
Exons: 8
Coding region: 176-1147 (323 amino acids)
Molecular function (GO): hydro-lyase activity
Source: RefSeq, a predicted model, not a curated record